Molecule: messenger RNA, 4654 nt
Organism: Styela clava
Lineage: Eukaryota; Metazoa; Chordata; Ascidiacea; Stolidobranchia; Styelidae
Product: ubiquitin thioesterase ZRANB1-like
Biological process (GO): cytoskeleton organization; protein deubiquitination involved in ubiquitin-dependent protein catabolic process; protein K29-linked deubiquitination
Cellular component (GO): cytoplasm; nucleus
Molecular function (GO): K63-linked polyubiquitin modification-dependent protein binding; cysteine-type deubiquitinase activity
Source: RefSeq, a predicted model, not a curated record
AUUUUUUAUAAAUAUAUAUUUAUUUAAAAAAGUCAGCGAUAGAGAAGCCCAACCCGAACGUAAUAAUUGUCAUUUCAGGCCCGACCUGAACUCGGGCUUCAGAUCUUAGCUCUAUUCCUGGCGUAAGAAUUCAUUAUAAUUCAGUAAUUUCAAUGCAAAUUUUUCAGAUAUAUCCAGUUAAUAGGCUUGACUAUAUCUGGAUUUAAUUAGGUGGAGAUGAGCAAGUCAAUAAAAUGGACUUGUGGUUUGUGCACGUAUGAAAAUUAUCCUGCGUCCCUGAAUUGUGUUAUGUGUUGUCAACAAUGUCCCACACCUUUAAUCGACGAACCUCGGUCAUCUACAGACGUCAUCACAAACUAUCCCACAGAACAAAACUCCGUUAUUCAAAGGACAAGUCUUCAAGGACUAGACCCUGCAGUAAUAAGCCAUGGAUGCUCUGUUAACGCAGAUAAUUAUUAUGAUACAUUUACUAGGGAAUUUGAAUCCAAAGCUCGUAUUACUAACGCAGAUGAAAUGCCAUCUUUCUCCUCAAACUAUAACGUGCCUGUAGAUGGUGCUGGUGCAGCUUCUGCUUCUCUUAGUGACAAUCAGGCAGCAAAUAUUGCGGAUAAAAAUAAUGAAAUUAACAAAAAAUGGAUUUGUACUUCAUGCACUUAUAACAAUUGGGAUAGAUCAGCUAAGUGUGUCAUGUGUCAUUAUCCCAAAUUGGCUGCAAGUGAUCGGAUUAUUGAAAAUCCAAUUCAACCAAUUCACGAAGAUGAACAUAAAUCAUUGAUUUUAAAUCGCCCGAAACAAAUUGUCAGAGAUGAAAUCACACAAGACAAACCUCGAUCUGUAAACUCCAAAACCUGUAGCUCACAGCCAGGAGCUUGUGGACGACUUUGUCGAAGCUAUUCUUCAAACCAUGCUUUUCGUUGCCAGGACUCAAUGAGCCCCACUUUAACAAAUACAAGGGCAUUGCAUAGACAUAAAAAAUCUUUCAGUGAGGAAAAUUUAAAUAAUAUAAUGAAUGCUCAGGAUUCUGCUUCUUGUCAAAGGGCAGAAAAGAAAGGGAGGCAUUUUUCUAACGAAGGAGUAAGUAAUACUUGGAAACAUGAAGAAGCAAUAGGUCAUUUGGAAAAAUUUACAAAAACUCGUGAACAUGAACAUAGAUCUUGGAAAAAAUCGAACAAAAGAUUAAACUUGCUUUUUCUCAAAGCCUGCAUAGGUAUUCUUGAAGACAAUAUUGAAGCAGUUGAUAGGUAUCUAGCAUAUGGUGGAAAUAUUGCGAGACCUUUAACAGCUGAUGAAGUGAGAAUUUUGAAUAGACCUUCUGCAUUUGAUGUUGGACAUACUAUUGUACAUCUUGCCGUCAGAUUUCAACGCCGCAAUAUCCUUGCACUUAUUUUAACCCCAGAGGUCACCAAGAGAAAUUUGAAACGAAGUCCAGCCAUAUUAUGUCCAGAAAUUGCGGAUCAUAUUCGCCAUGAAAUUUUACAAAGUAUCCGAAUGAUGAAAGGCGAUUUUCACUGUCAAUAUUUUUGUGAUUAUUUAACUUUUCUUUUGCCAAUUGAGAUUGCUGGUUUACCAAGUUCAAUACAAAGAUUACUUUUUGAUGAACUAUUAGACAAAGAUGUGCAAAAAGAACUUGAAGAUGAAUUUGCUAUCAACUGGUGUGCUGAUGCUGAUCGACUUUAUGCAUUAUGGAAUCGAUCUGCUGGGGAUUGCUUACUUGAUUCAGUAUUGCAAUCAACAUGGGGUGUUUUUGACAGAGAUAAUGUACUGAGGAGGGCAAUGGCUGAAACAAUGCAAGAGUGUUCACCUUAUUUUUACACUCGGUGGAAAGAAUGGGAAGUUAUGCAAGCAAGACUUUUGAAUUUUUCACUUUCUGAACGUCAGUAUUUACAAGACUGGGCUUUCAUUUUAUCAUUGGCUAGACAGCCUGGUGCAUCUCUGGAGCAUUGCCAUAUAUUUGUGUUGUCUCAUGUUCUACGUCGACCCAUUAUAGUGUAUGGUGUCAAAUAUUUAAAGAGCUUCCAAGGUGAUACAUUAGGAUUUGCGAAGUUUCAAGGUGUAUAUCUACCGUUUCUCUGGGAAAGAAGUUUUUGUUGGAAAAGUCCGAUAGCUCUUGGGUACACACGAGGUCAUUUCACUGCACUGGUUCCAAUGGAAAAUGAUUCAAGGGAUGCAUACAGCAGCAGAACACUUGAUUCAUGCAGUGAACCAGCAUUGUGUACUUAUCUACCUCUCAUGGACUGUGAAAGAAAACUUUUACCUAUACAUUUCACAUCACCCAAUCAGGGACAAUCAGAAACUGAACAAGAGUGCAUUUUGUUUGAUUGGUUGGAUUGCGUUGUCACCAACAGUGGUGUUCUCGUAGCCAAACAAAAACCAGGAAAACGUCCACCUCUUGUUACCCGCAUGCUUGACCAAUGGCUUGACCAUUACAGGCAUCUAUCAUUCAGGAGGUUAGGAGAAGACGGAGACACAGAAGAUGAAGAGUAAAAUGUUUUGUUUGUCUGUCUGUCUGUCAGUCAGAUAUGAAUGUCUGGUUUUUGCGACAUUAUAUUAAAAUUUGACAAUGUUUUUCAAAUGAAGCCAUAUCAGAUGCAUUGUUUUUUGUACUUUUUGAAAAAUGUGUAAACAAAUGAAAAAUUGCUUUGAAAAUUGAAAUUGUAUCGUAUUCUGAACUAUAAUGAACAUCCGAAUUAUAAUUUUUUUACUGCUAAUCACACUAGGAUUAAUAAGAAGUUAUGCAUAAUUAUCAUUAUCAAAUUCAUCAAAAAUAACUUUCUUCUAUAUAUAGAUGAUGUAGUUCCCACCUGAUUCCUGCAGAACCUGUGCAACGAUUGGUUCACAUCAGCAUUGAUUUGAACCAAUCGUGGCACAGUUUCUGUUUACCAAACUACCCUAAGUGUAGUAGUACACAAAGUUACAUUGAAUUUUCAUUUUUUCUGAGUUAUGGCAGUAACAAAUAUUUUAAGAGAUGAUUACUGUGCCAAAAUCAGUAGUACUAGUUAUUUGCUCUCGGUUCUAAUCCUAGUAACUAUAUUUUGUGCUUUUUAGGUAGUUAGAUGACACUAAGGCCAAUUUAAUUGGAGGUUAAUUAUUGAAGGUCACCCUUCACUUAAGGCAGUGGUUCUCAAACUUUUUUUUGCUCGCGGCGCACUGAGCAAAUAAAAAUUUUGCGGCACACUUGUAAAAAAAUUAAGUUAGCUUUAAACAAAUUUUUUCUGCAAAUGUUGAUGCGAUGUGUGUGCCUGUUUUGAGAAACAAUUGAAAUGAGGUUCUGUUCACAAAUACAUUAUGACAUAACAAUACAAUUAUAACGCGUCAAUCAUCCUUCCUACAACGAUAAGACAAAUGCAAUAAUAUUACCAGUCUAACAAGAUACUCUUAAGUCUCCCGUUGCAUGCAUAUAUAUGUAAUUCAAAUAGCUUAUUUUCUAAAAUUCCAAAAAGCUUCGCGGCACACCUGACAAUCUUAUGCGGCACACUAGUGUGCCGCGGCACACAGUUUGAGAAACACUGACUUAAGGUCACCCUAAGCUCUUUAUUAUAAGGCUAAUAUCUCCUUGGCCCUUAUAGCCAGGAUUAGCAGCAUUUUAUAUACAUUCUUAGAACCCCAUGCUAUAAUAUAAUAGGCAUCUUAAUUUGAAAAAUUGAAAUUUUUUUUGUAUUGUUUCAUAAUGCACAUCAAAAUUCUGUACAUUUCUGUGUAAAAGUUUUCAGUUGUAUAAAUGUAAAUUUGAUUUGUCAAAAAUUGCAUUAAUUUGGGUAGAAUAUAUCACAGAGCGUGUUCCCAGGGUGAACCAAUUUUUAUGUUAUGUGUAUAAAUAUUCAUAAUUUCUAGUGUAUCAUAUAUGAACUGUAAAUAUGUGUUGUUUCGCCGGACUAGUUCCGGACUAGAGAACCCAUUUGACCUGAAAUCGUUUUAUUUGUUGACUGAUGAUAAUCUGUUUUGGGAUUUUAGUUUGAUUCUGAAAAACAGUUUCAAUGUAACUGAUAAUUAUGAUUCAUAACUUGCAAUUAUAGCUAUAAUGUUUAAACAUGCUUCAUUCAAAAUAAUAAACUUUGAAAUUCAAUUAGAACGGAAUUAUUUAAAUAUGUCAUAUUGUAAUAAAGACAUGUUUUGGAGUAAGUUUUUGCCAUGGUGGCACUUUUACUUUGCUGUUAUGGCCUUUUCCAUCUUCUGCCAAAGGAAACUUAUGAAUUACAUACAUGGUAGUUUCUAUUUUGGGAAAUUUAUGUCGUUUCUGUGACUUUUUCAUCGUUUUCUUGACUUGCUCAUUUUACAACACACUGUUCAAAAAAUAUGUAAAAUUAUCUGCACAACCAGCAACUAACUGUAUAUUGUUUGUAAUUUUACAGGAUUUUUCAUUUGUGCGUAAGGCUGCAAUUUUACAACCAAGCUGGGUUGCCUAUUUCUUAAAACAUGCUUCAUUUUUGUUGUUGUUUCUUAUUACUCUAUAAUUAUUAUAAUAAUGAAUAUUAAUAAUAUUUGUUCGGUUUUGUCCUACCAUAAUUUUUGUUUUCUAAUAUGACUAGCAUUAUUAAUAUCUUAUUUUCACAAGCACAUAUUAUUUACAUUAGGUUUGGCACUUUCAAUAUAUUUGUCAUUAUAUGACUGAGGGGCUUGCCAUGAUUAUUUCAAAUACAUUGAUUAUUUCUUGUUA